GUUUCAUGUCGAGAAAAACAGCCGAACCAAAGGAUUGACGUCAGUUUGUCUGAUAUUUGUCGCAAACGGUAAUUUUAGGAAAAUCUAGAAUUCAUUAGAACUACCUACUUUGCUGCUUUAAAACGGAAAAAUGUGUCUAAUUACUUAUAAGUACGUAUUUAUUUUCUGAUUGGGAGUUAAUUCGUUGAGUACACGCCCGCAGUGCGAUAACGAAAACACGGAAAAAUGCAAGCCCAAGAGGAAGGUGCUGACGGUUCGCCGUGGAAUAAUUCCAGUGGAUGCGAGGAGGAUCGAAAGUCAAAUCCAAAAGAAAAGAAGUCAAACAUUUUGCCACUAUGGGGCAACGAGAGGACCAUGAAUCUGAAUCCCCUGAUUUUAACAAAUAUACAGUCGUCCCAUUACUUCAAAGUCAACCUCUACGAGUUGAAAACUUACCACGAAGUCAUCGACGAAAUUUACUACAAAGUAAAUCACCUAGAACCUUGGGAAAAAGGCAGUCGAAAAACUGCGGGUCAAACCGGCAUGUGUGGAGGUGUACGAGGCGUGGGAGCUGGCGGAAUCGUCUCAACGGCUUAUUGCCUUCUGUACAAAUUAUUUACUCUGAGGCUCACCAGGAAGCAGUUAAAUGGUCUGAUCAACCAUCCUGACUCUCCCUAUAUUCGAGCACUAGGAUUCAUGUAUAUUAGAUAUACACAACCGCCGGCUGAUUUGUUCUCCUGGUACGAUGAGUACCUGGAAGAUGAGGAGGAAAUGGAUGUGAAGGCUGGAGGUGGUCAAGUGAUGAAACUGGGUGAUAUUUUGAAGCAAUUUCUCACGAAACUUGAGUGGUUCUCCACUCUGUUUCCAAGAAUACCUGUGCCUAUUCAGAAAGAUUUAGAAAACCGUCUCGGCGAGCGAUUUCCGCAGCAGACGUCAAACGCUAGAAAUGCCAAGCCGCCAAUCACGUUGAACAACCACGGCAAAUACAAUAGUAAUAGUAGUGUCGCCAGGAGUCAACCAAGACACAUUCCGGACAGUGAAGCUCAGUGGGGAGAAGCAGAAAGAACGAGCCAGUGGCGAGCCAGGUCUGACGAGGAUCGGAAAGACAAAUAUAGGGAACGAGACAGGGAAAGGGAUAGAGGUGAUAGAGGAGAUAGGGGAGACCGAAGAGAGAGGGACAGAGGAAGAGAGAGGGACCGAGAGAGUGGAAGAGACAGGGAUAGGGAAAGGGAUCGCGACAGGAAUUCUAGACGAUCGACGAGUCGCGAUAAAUAUUAUAGGAGGUCGUCGAGUCGAGAUAGGAGUAGAAAAGCCAGGGAAUACAGGGACCGAAGCAGGGAUCGUCAUCGUGACCGAGAUCGGUACGGAGAAAGGAGAACUUCGCCGUAUGAUUAUGCAACAGAACUUGCACGAGAAAAGGAAAGACAACGAAGGGGAUGAAAUUUUAGGGAAAUACAAGUCUAUGAUAAUGUGAAUAUUUCUAUCUUUUUGGAUUAAAUCAAGUUGGAACCGAGCCAUUCUGCCGGACUGCAUUCUGGGACAGCGUAUGCUUCUUUGGAAAGCAUUGACCUGUUGUUAAUUUUACCAUAUAAAUUGUGUAGUUUACAUGUUUUUUUAUAAAAUAAAUUCCCGACCAUACAAAGGUAUUAUCCUUCCUAU
Messenger RNA from Belonocnema kinseyi, 1638 nucleotides. Its product is annotated as pre-mRNA-splicing factor 38B-like. Bases 226 to 1419 code for a protein of 397 amino acids. The transcript has 6 exons. Lineage: Eukaryota; Metazoa; Arthropoda; Insecta; Hymenoptera; Cynipidae. The record is from RefSeq and is a predicted model, not a curated record. Gene Ontology annotation, cellular component: precatalytic spliceosome.